Colletotrichum scovillei is the source of this 4782-nucleotide messenger RNA. RefSeq names its product C2H2 finger domain-containing protein. The coding region runs from base 951 to 4373 and encodes 1140 amino acids. The transcript has a single exon. The record is from RefSeq and is a predicted model, not a curated record. Lineage: Eukaryota; Fungi; Ascomycota; Sordariomycetes; Glomerellales; Glomerellaceae.
CCUCGUCAUCCCAAGAUCAUCUCUCCCUCUCCCUCUCUCUCACAAGUCUCACCAACUCUUUUCUCCCCUUCUCCCCUCCUCUGCCUCCCGUCUGGCUCGCGACUCUGCCACAUUCGACCCAUGCGCCGUUCCUAGGCUCUCUUCCGCCUCGUUCUACUGUCUCUGCAUGAUCUCAUCGAGUCUUGUACACCCCCUCGCAUACCCCUGAUUCCCAGGCUUCUUUACACAAGACCGCGGAUACUCUAACGCAUAUCCCGCUUCGCACCCCCCCGUUCUUCCGCCGUUCGACUGUCACUCUUUCCAUCUUGGCCAUACUUCUCUGCCACCGACCUCAACUCAGCCUCACCGCGAAACGCCGCAAACAACUCUUUUGCUUUCGAAAUCACCUCAGUACCUUGAUGCUCGCAUACCUGGACAAGUUUGAUCUAUUUCUUGUUGCUUGACCCAGUUGUUCCCCACGGCGCCUGUACGAAUACACAAUCAGCGAAAAGCAUAAGCGCUGGACGAGAGAAACGACCAACACAUCUAGGCCGCGCAAACGCCGCCGCCCUCCACGACCACAUCUUCUUCUUGUGGCUAUUCCUCUUGCUCGCUGGCGACUGCUUUCCUCCUCCACAUUCAACUACUCUGGGGUAUCGCAUCGUCUUGUCAAUACAGUCUCGUGCCUUUUGCACCAAUCCACAAACUGGUGCAAGACUGCUUCCUGGAGCCCUGUUGCGACUGUCGCCUAACCCCACCUUCAGCCUGCUCAGUUGAUCGCUUCCAAUCCAACCAACUCAAACAAGUCGGAACAUGACAGCGCUUGUCUUCUAACAACUCUCAAAGAGUAGUCUCGUCCUCGGCUUUGGCUCCGUUUGCCUGAUUUACCGUACCUUUACAUCAAGCCGACCUAUAUAUCACGAUUAGCCUCUCCUACAAUCUCCCCCAUACACUCGCGUCGUGUCGUGGCAAUGGCUUCGACAUACGCCGUACCUCCCGCGGCCUUGCACGAUGGACAAGCUAGCGAUGCCCACAACCCCUCCCCACCAAGCAGUGGUCAACGGCGACUGACUGCCACUUCAUUUGACCCGAAUCAUCUCUCGCCUUCGUCUCAGUUGCAGAGCAGCUCCGUCUCACCCAACUAUAACGAUACUCCGGCAGAGUCCAUCUCUAACUACAGCCAAUAUCAUUCGAGCGACUUCAGCGAUAUGGAUGAUGGACUGGACCCUUUCUUUGGCGUCGACUUUAGCAAUACUGAAGCGGGUACGCCCUCUUUCCUUGACCCGGAGCACAGAACCGACAGCUUCGGCCAGGCCACAAUUUCUCAGGCGAGAAGCAAAAACCUGGACGCUAAUACCUAUCCAUUCACCCCUGAGCAGACGGCAUCACUGCACACGACUUCACCGCGCAGCGAUAUGAGAACGAUUGCCAAGUCUGUGCCUGAGCGACUCCCUCUAUCCAUCUCACCUCAGGAGCUACAAAGGCCAUUCCAGCCUCCUCAGAUUUCCACUUUCGCCGCACAGUCCACAUCUCAGUUGACACCAGAUCUCAGUGGUAGUGGUCGUUCCAGUGAGGACAGCGCAGUGCCGUCUCCUCCCAUGAUGGCUGCUCAGAGUCCUCGAGUGACUGUCUCCAUGUGGGGAAAAGAUGCUACCGAACCGGUGCAGUCAAUUGAGCGCACAUUCACACCAGAUGACGAGAACUCGACCACAGCACAUGCCGGGCUCAGCUCCGCUGGUGACUUGAUCUCGUCCCAAGGACCAGUCGCCGAUACGACAACCCCACGACGCUCAUCGUUCAGCCGCCAUGGUUUAGAUCCGACGAAUAGGCCCUCUACUGAAGUUGCCAGCGUAAAUGACAUUAUGACUCGCCGUGAGAUCGAGGAAAAGAACCAGGAAGUUGAUCAAUGGCUGUCUCGUAGCUUGAACAACGACCCAGCUGCAGCCUCUUCUCAGCCAGAGACCAGAUUGCAUGCUAGCCCUGAUGCCAUGGCUGGGGAAGACGGCAUCCAUCUUGGCAACCAGACUGAAAACCGCCAUCAACCUGGACAAACUUAUUUCACAGCUCGCGGCGGCGAGAUGACGGCUACGGACUUCCAUAUCAUGAACUCGAACCGUGUCUGGGGGGACUCGCCCGUUGUACACCCUAUUAGUGGCCCAGACACAGACCGAUACCAGCCGGAAUCUUCACAAGCUGCAAUUGCUCGUUUCAACAGAAUGUGUAUGGAUAACGAAUCCAUCAUUUCCAAAGCGGCUACUUGGGGCACACGAAGACGCAGUCUGCCUAGCGUUAUCGACAUGGACACCGAGAACGUCACCAGUGGGAACCUAUUGAAGAAGCUUUCCAUCAGCAGAGGCGAGGGAGGUCGUAGGCCAAGCAUCCUCAAGGAUUUGCGCGGCCUCGUCCGUCGGCCGAGUGCCAGCCAUUUGCUCAAGCGGUCUAGGAGCACCAAUGGCGAAAACAUUCCCAAGUCGGAGGCUCCGCCCCCUAUGGAGAAGCGUGAGAGUUUGCCUCAUCUUCUACCCACUGCACGAACUGGCAGCUGGGGGUCCAAGAAGACACCUACGCCUAGUAUCAACACCGCCCUCGUCACCAUGGGAAGCAGUGUGGCUUCAAUUGGCACAACACACGCACGAAACGGUUCAAUUGGCGGCACGCCCAUCACAUCACCAAAGAGUCCAUUUGGCAGUCUACAAGUCAAAAACACACUUCGUCGGCCAAGGAGCAAGUCGGAUCUACCAAAAGCUAGCGGAAACGAAACACACUCAAACCUUGUUGGCAUGUGGAGGAAAUCAGGCGGCCCGCCUGUGGCUGUCCUUGCCAAGAGUAACUCGACAAAUGUUGACCUGGAUGAGGAUGAUGACGACGAGGAUGACCUUUACGAGGAUGGUGACAUGAAUGCCGAAUCCAGCAAGUUGAUCCAGGAUGUCUCGCCAAACUUCGCAGGCUUCCAAACGCAUGUUCUCCGCCUGAAUCCGGAUCUGGCAACCAACAAUAACUAUCUCGUUGAUCGCAUCGCCCAUCAGCAGGUUGUUCGCUACAAGAGCCUACUCAAUGCCAAGGUGAAGCAUCUUGGAAUUGGCCAGGCCUGCACGUGCGGAUCGUUCUGUUUGGCUCGUGGUGGUCGGCCAGUCCUGCUCGACCAGAAGGGCGAUUCACGAGACAUUGACCCUCUGUCUACGGGCGCUGACUCUGGGGACGGAGACUCAACCCCUGUGGAGGGUGCUAUUACCAAGGAUAGCUUCCCCCAGGACAUACCUAUGCCGCCUACGCAAUCCCUCCCGGCGGAGUUCGAAUGCCAGCUCUGCUUCACGCUGAAGAAGCCCAAGAAGCCCUCUGACUGGACGAAGCAUGUGCACGAGGAUGUACAGCCUUUCACUUGCACUUGGGACAGAUGCCGUGACCCCAAGAUCUUCAAGCGUAAAGCCGACUGGGUACGCCAUGAGAAUGAGGGCCAUCGGCAUCUAGAGUGGUGGACAUGCGACGUUGAGGACUGUCGGCACACAUGCUACCGCCGGGACAAUUUCUUGCAGCAUCUCGUGCGCGAGCACAAGUUUGUCGAACCGAAGAACAAGACUAAAGCCGCCAUCAAACGGGCUGGUGCCAUCGAUCCCACGUGGCACAAGGUAGAACAGUGCCGUCAUGAAACAACGAAGAGGCCACAGGAGGAGCCUUGCCGUUUCUGUGGCAAGCAGUUUCCUACGUGGAAGAAGUUGACAGUCCAUUUGGCAAAGCAUAUGGAGCAUCUCAGUCUACCUAUCCUACAUCUGGUCGCUGCCAAGGAGCUGGAGCCAGACACCAUUAUCAGUCCGGUGCAAGACCCCCCGCCCAGAGCUCCUUUCAAUGCGCCAACUCCCCUGGACGAGUCAGUCGUCAAGAGUGAACCCUCUAUUCACAACUAUGGGAACCAGUCGUCGUAUCAACCUCACGCCAUGAUGGCGAACAACAAUGGUUUAUACCAGAACAUGAACAACCUUGGGUUCUCCGGGGUCGCGGGUAACUCGCAGUUCCCAGACUACAUGUACUCUUCCCAGUAUCCGAACACUAGUCAGCCGAUGGCUCAGAACUUGAUGAGCAUGCAGCCUGUCAACCGAGCAACCCAGGGAUUCAACCACCAAUACCAGAACACAAACAACGUGGCCAUGCCUGCCGCAUCAUAUAUGGGAGCCCAGCAACAAUACAUGUCGUUGGCACAAGAAACUGAGCCCUUUCCCGCACUCGACCACAACGCCCUUGGACUACACCAGCCUGGGCAGAUGGGUGUGGGCAUGGCCUAUGAUGGACUCAUAGGACAGAGCAACAUCGAGGAGAACCAGUACAAUUCUCAGGGGUCUAUCUCACCGUAUUCACACUCUCCCCUCCAAGGUGGUCAAGGGUUCUACCCACCACAAUAGAUCAUGCAGUAUCUGUGUGCCUCAACCGAGGCCAUGAAAUAUUCGCUUCAAUCUUCUCGCGUAUUUAGAUACCCUUUUUCAUAGCAAUUUAGUCCGGUUAUUUCUUCAUCUGUAUGGAAUGCGAACGCCGGACCCGGCUCUCGCUUGACGAUGUAUCGAUGUUACGGCCUAUACCAGUGUCAGAGCAAGCAUGGUGGCGCUCAGGAUGGAGGAUCAGUAAGAAAUCUAGACGGUCAACGGAGUCACGGAAUAUUCUAAGCUGAAUAAUGCCAUGCACUGUGGUAGCUAGGGAUGCCACGCAAGAGAAAGAGUGCAAGUGUCGAGUACCAAGUUGACGGGAGCGAGUGUUCUUUAUAUAUCUGGACAAUGUAUGUUUUACAUCGUAUUCUCAGACCUGAAUGAGAUCUGC